Molecule: messenger RNA, 750 nt
Organism: Cylicocyclus nassatus
Lineage: Eukaryota; Metazoa; Nematoda; Chromadorea; Rhabditida; Strongylidae
Source: the annotation of a GenBank genome assembly
GCGGCGAAGAGGCGGCUUUUCUGAUGGAGAAUCUGUUUGAUGAGGUAGACGACCUUUUGAAUGAGGGACAGUGCAUGGAAGCAUACAAUCUACUUGAAGCUAAAUCUUUGAACAAUUUGACGAACACGGAAAAAAUGGGAUGGUUCUACCGUGCUGCAAUGGCUUGUUAUAGCAAAGCGUGCACUGAGGAAAUACACGCCGAUCGUAUCAACUGGCUUCGUAAAGCACACGAUUAUGCCCUCGAAGGACACAAUCUAGACAGAAAUGACACGGAUAUGCUCUCAGUGUUAUGUUCAGCAACAGGAAAAUUGGCAGAAGAUAGCAAUAUAUACGAAAAAGUCAAACUAGGAUUUGAAUUUCAGGAAUAUCUCAAUAAAGCGAUUGCUGUACACGCCGAUUCAUACGAGUUCCUUCACAUGAGAGGGCGACUCGCAUAUCAGAUUUCGACUUUGGGAACAGUAGAAAGAACUAUUGCUCGGGCGAUAGGCUGCCUUCCAGAAACUAGCUUGGAACAAGCUUUACAGGAUUUACUGGCGGCAGAAAGCUCUUCACCAGGUGAGAUAGAAAAUACUUUUUUUCUUGGAAAGACCUAUGAUGCAUUGGGCGAUUACAAGAAUGCGACCAUCUAUCUUGAAAAGGUGCUAACGAUAAAAACCGAUCCAAAGUGCAUGGUGGAAUUAGAAUAUGCUCAAGAAGCCAAAGUAAUUCUGAAUGGUCCAAAAUACUCUCAAGAAUCAUAAAGCUAUCAAG